Pundamilia nyererei is the source of this 595-nucleotide messenger RNA. RefSeq names its product coenzyme Q7 homolog, ubiquinone (yeast) (gene coq7). The record is from RefSeq and is a predicted model, not a curated record. The coding region runs from base 7 to 405 and encodes 132 amino acids. Gene Ontology annotation, molecular function: 3-demethoxyubiquinol 3-hydroxylase activity. The transcript has 4 exons. Lineage: Eukaryota; Metazoa; Chordata; Actinopteri; Cichliformes; Cichlidae. Gene Ontology annotation, cellular component: nucleus; mitochondrial inner membrane. Gene Ontology annotation, biological process: regulation of reactive oxygen species metabolic process; ubiquinone biosynthetic process; regulation of gene expression.
CAGGAAAUGUGGGAUCAAGAAAAGAAACACCUUGAGAAAUUCAAUGAAAUUCUUGCUGAGAACAGAGUUCGCCCCACAGCACUGUUACCUUUCUGGAAUAUUGCUGGGUUUGUAUUAGGGGCAUCAUCUGCAUUACUGGGAAAAGAAGGGGCCAUGGCCUGUACUGUGGCAGUGGAAGAGAGUAUCACUGAACACUAUAACAGCCAGAUAAGAACUCUGAUGGAGAAGGACCCAGAGAGAUACACUGAACUCUUACAAGUGAUAAAGGAAUUUAGAGAUGAUGAGAUGGAACAUCAUGAUACAGGACUGGCGCACGAUGCUGAAAAUGUACCUGGAUACUGGCUAUUAAAAAAUGCAAUACAGUUAGGCUGCAAAGCUGCAAUAUAUGUUUCCCAACGUAUCUAACGCUGUUCUUAGAGCAGUUGAAUUGUUUUGUUAUUCUGACUCAAGUUUGUAAAAAUGACUUAAUUUGGACCUGUGUUCUCACUCUGCAUCUUUGUAAAUGUAAAUGAAGCACAACGUACCUGUACCUGAUCGUAUCUGUUAAAAUUUCUGUAAUAAAUGUCAGGCCUUGGUUCUGUUUUCUGAAGGCAAA